AGGUUCAAGAGUGUUUGAUCCGACUUUUAGUUUUUUCGUUGACAGAUCUGACAGGUUUUAUUUACAUUUAUAUAAGGAAAUAGCGAAGAAAAUUGUUAAGUCAUCACUUUAAACAAUUGAAUUAAACAAGUUUUAAGCAACAUCCUACCUUACAGAAUUUUGGCAAGUAAAAUAAAAUAACAAAAGAGUUAACAUUAAAGAAUUCAUACAGAAUCAAUGACAGCAAUUGCUCAAGCAUCAAAAUAUUCGAAGUAUUAAACUUAAAAGAAAGAUCGUAAAUAUAAACAAUCAUAUAACAGUUCUUUACAAUUUGAUGCUGUACAUUCGUUCUGGACAUAAAUAAGAAUAUUUUAUCGAUGUGUGGAUUAUCAAAAAAAUGGUAAUAACUUCUUUUGAGAAAAAUUUUCGCUUAAAAAGAAGCUCAUUUCUGGGGUGUGCUGGUACUGCGUAAUUAUAUGAAACUCUAUUUUGAAAACAUUUGGUUUCAUUAAUAACAACGUAUAGCUGUAAAUCUGAACUUUUGAACAAAGCAGAUUCAGAAAAUAUAAAUUAUAGUGCUAAAGCUAUUAAAGUUUCUAAAUCGACAUGGUUUCUCUUACCUACUUUUGGAAUUCGUAAAUUCCAUUGUUGGAGAAACUUAAGGCGUUGAUCAUAAAUUUGAGGAGGAGCUGUGCUGGAGGAGCAAUAAGGUUUUAUGUUGAAAAGCAACAAAAGUUUCGCUGUAUGAACUUAAACCUACAAUAUUUUUAACCGCGUUACCAACUACUGUUUCAUUAAGUUUAGAAUAAGCAUCUUACUAUUUGAUAGCAACUCUGAUAUUAAGACGUUUUGUCUCAGUCUCACGAAGGUUAUUUUUUACACAAAACACUAUGUGUAAGAAAAGUAAAGAUAGACCAAAGGGAUAUGAAGCAAAAUAAUUGUUUUUCAUUGAAAAUUCAUGGAUAUUCUUUGCCAAGUGCAAAUGUCGACGUCUUUAUUAUUUAAACAAUAAAGAGUAGAAAAGUAAAUAAUUGAGAAUUGUUUUUGCUUUACUAAUUAAUCACAGAAUAAGUGAAUUGGUAACGUUUUGUUUUUUUUACGGUGAAAAAUCUUUUUUAACGACAAGUGAAAUUGGGCAGGCCAGAUUGCAAAGAAGGAAACAGCACCGCAUUGGCUGAAGCAGCGGAAGAAGAAGAAACUCCCGUCUGCUGCUAUUGUAAGCAGCGUCAGCGCCGCGGCUGUGGCAUACGAACACCCAACCCCGACCCCGGAAUCUUAAGAGUGUAAAGAUGGCGACCAGUCGUACUAGUCGCAUACAACAAACCAAGAAUAUAAAUUCAUUCUUUUCCAAGAUUCAGGGUGCAUUUUCAGAGGCAUGUACACAGCAGCGAUUAUCCACUGAUAAGAAAACAUUAGAGAAAACCUGGAAAUUAAUGGAUAAAGUUGUGAAAUUGUGUCAACAGCCCAAAAUGAAUUUGAAAAACAGUCCUCCCUUUAUACUGGAUAUAUUACCGGAUACGUAUCAACGACUGCGUCUCAUAUAUUCGAAGAAUGAAGAUCAGAUGCAUGUCUUACAUGCCAACGAACAUUUCAAUGUGUUCAUAAAUAACUUGAUGCGAAAGUGCAAACAAGCCAUUAAAUUGUUCAAAGAAGGGAAGGAGAAAAUGUUUGAUGAGAAUUCUCAUUAUAGAAGAAAUUUAACAAAACUUAGUUUAGUAUUUUCUCAUAUGCUCAGCGAACUAAAGGCAAUUUUUCCAAAUGGAGUAUUUGCUGGUGAUCAAUUUAGAAUCACAAAAUCCGAUGCUGCAGAUUUUUGGAGAGUUAACUUUGGAAAUAGUACUUUGGUUCCGUGGAAAAUAUUUCGGCAGGAAUUAACCAAAGUGCAUUCCAUAUCAUCUGGCCUUGAAGCAAUGGCGCUAAAAACAACAAUAGAUUUAACAUGCAACGAUUACAUUUCAAAUUUCGAGUUUGAUGUCUUUACACGAUUAUUCCAACCGUGGGGGACGCUCCUUCGUAACUGGCAAAUACUUGCUGUUACACAUCCCGGUUAUGUUGCUUUUUUGACCUACGAUGAAGUUAAAGCACGAUUGCAGCGUUACAUUCAUAAAGCGGGUAGCUAUGUGUUCAGAUUAUCGUGUACCCGCCUUGGUCAAUGGGCGAUAGGUUAUGUUACUGCUGAUGGCGAAAUUUUACAGACCAUACCACAGAACAAAUCCCUGUGUCAAGCUCUACUGGACGGACACAGGGAAGGCUUUUACUUGUAUCCAGAUGGACAAAGCUGUAAUCCUGAUUUAUCACAAGCUGUUCAAAGUCCUACUGAAGAUCAUAUCACAGUUACACAAGAACAAUAUGAGUUGUAUUGCGAGAUGGGUAGCACAUUUCAAUUAUGCAAAAUUUGUGCCGAGAAUGAUAAGGAUAUACGCAUAGAACCGUGUGGACAUCUACUAUGCACGCCCUGCCUUACAUCUUGGCAAGUUGAUUCGGAAGGACAGGGUUGUCCAUUUUGUCGAGCCGAAAUAAAAGGAACUGAACAAAUUGUAGUAGACGCUUUUGAUCCGCGUAAACAGCACAACCGGAAUUCGACAAAUGGUCGUCAACAGAAUACCGAUGACGAUGACACAGAGGAUGGUGCUGACUUCAACAUCGCCACAUCAUCGCUUCACGCACUGAGCAACAGUAUGACCACGACUUCACCUGCCACGGACAAGCACAGUCCACAUACAUCGCCACGUUUCGCUCGACGCAGCACCACUCCCAGCGUACUUGCCGUACAGAAUGACUUGUAUGCUGGCCAUGUACCGAAUUUGACAUUGGCAAACUCGAGUGCCAGUAAUUACAUAGUGGCCGCCAGCGCAUCUGCUAUAUCCAGCGCCAUACUUUCACCACAACCUGCAUCCACUACAACGUCAAUGAAUACGCCUAAUUGCGGAAAUAGUAAUGCAAAUGUUGCUAGCGCGGCUCAAAAGUCUACCAAUAGAAUGAGCGCGCCACCUAUGGGUACGAGCUCUGUCCAUAAUGGGGGCAAUACUUCUAGCAACUAUGUCACCAGAAUGGCAACAAGCAAAUCUGAACACAACGAUAAUUCAUCGUAUGCAAUAUUACAAGGUCUGCAAGAACCUAUGGUCACACAAACACAGCAGCAGCAGUCAACCGGACCACGUCACGUGGCACCACCUUUGCCCCCGCGAAAGUCUUCACCAGGGGUCGACAAUAGUUUUACAACAAUUAUUACUACAAGCGGGGUCACAACGCCAGUUGCAACUACUACAAGCGCAAUAAGCAACAAAUCCAGAGGGCAGUCUACAGCUUCAGAUAACAGCUUAUCGUCGAACAUUGAGGGUGCUGCUGCACCACCGCAGACAGUUGCGCCACCAAUACCGCCGCAUGGUAACUUGAUCAUGGUUGAUAGUACUGUGGAAGAUUUAGGAACACAGCAAAUCACUACAACGACCACAGCAACAAUUACGCAUUCCGUUUCAACACAAUCAACACCUGGCUCUGUAUCUGCAACUACGCCCACACGCUCUAUACUCGACGACGAUAUAGUCGGUCCUGCAGAGACCAUUAUGGGCGUAAUUGAUACAAGACCAUUAGAAGCACGUUUGGCCACAUCAGCGAGGAUAUUAGAGCCGACAACGGUAAAGAUGUCGAACGCUCCACAUUACACGCAAAUUUGUAAUGCCACAUCGUCAACGCAACCAAAUGUAAUUCCAACAUCACUAUCCAGUGGGGCGACUGUAGCAUUGCCCGCAACGGUGGGCUUACAACGAACUCAACAACAAACAUCACAAUCAACCCAGCAGCCAUUGAAGCAGCAACAGCCUUUACUUUAUGAGAACGUGUCGCUCAAUCAAAAAGAUUGCAAUGUACCAUAUGAAAACAUAAACUUGGAAUACAUUGCACGACUUGUAAAGGAGGGCUACACCAAGGAGAACGCCAUUACAGCGCUGGGAAUUUCCCGAAACAAUAUUGAGAUGGCUUGCGAUAUUUUGAGGGAAUUCGUAUCAAAAAGCACUGUUUGAAAUGGACGAAGUACAAGUAUGGAGUAUGCUAUUAUAUAAUAUAAAAUCUAGUGCGCAUUGAAUGCAAUAUAACUUACACUUAUACAAACAUUACGAUAGACAUCAUAUUAGUCUCUAAUAAAUAAAAAUUUAGGCAUAGCGUUCUGAAAAUUAGUGGAGCCAUUGACCAUUACUUGGCAAGAUUAAGUUCGUAAUGAGAGAGGGAAUUAUUAUAUUCUUUAUAGAUUGAAUAAUUCAAAGGAUUUUAUUUUCAAGUUGAACUAAUAAUGUUUUGUUCAUUUUCGUUAUACAUAUAUAUAUAAAAAACUCGUAUGCAUAAAUAUGAUAUUAGAUCCAUUCUUUCAUUAGCCCAACGCAAAAGAAAAGAACGUGAGGAAUGCCGGAAAACUUAAAUCUUCGAAGAAGUUUCUUACUUUCAAAUAAAAACGUGUUACAAGUUUUAGGGUUUUUUUUUGUUUUUGUAAAUAAUUAUUAAAAACUAGUCACACAUGAGAACCACUUGUCACAUAUCUGACAAGGGUGGUAAGCAAUGGGAAGGCGUGGCUAUCAUAAAUAUGCGUAUUAACUGUAUAACUUUAGUUCUGGAAUUCAUAACUGCAAAAGCAUUCGCGUGCAUUGCCACAAUCAUAAGCAAUCCUCACAAAUAUUCAAAACGAAAAAGUGAAAUAAUGAUCGAUUAGAAGAAAAUUUGAAAUCGUAAGCGACUAGGAAUUAACCAAUCUACUAUGAAUAUAGUUUUGAAAUUUUAAUUAUAACAGUAUAUACAAACUUAACCCAAUACAUACACACAUUUAUAACAUAUUUAUAGCAAUCCAAUUACAUACAUUUAAAGGUAAACUCAACUAUUAUACUGUAUACAAAAAAGUUUAAAAUUAUUUAUAAAUGCAUAUUCAUA
Messenger RNA from Ceratitis capitata (Mediterranean fruit fly), 4896 nucleotides. RefSeq names its product E3 ubiquitin-protein ligase CBL (gene Cbl). The transcript is spliced from 7 exons. Lineage: Eukaryota; Metazoa; Arthropoda; Insecta; Diptera; Tephritidae. The record is from RefSeq and is a predicted model, not a curated record. The coding region runs from base 1269 to 4001 and encodes 910 amino acids. Gene Ontology annotation, biological process: negative regulation of epidermal growth factor-activated receptor activity; cell surface receptor signaling pathway. Gene Ontology annotation, cellular component: plasma membrane; membrane raft. Gene Ontology annotation, molecular function: phosphotyrosine residue binding; calcium ion binding; SH3 domain binding.